This is a messenger RNA of Vespa crabro (European hornet), 4566 nucleotides long. RefSeq names its product G-protein coupled receptor moody. Bases 2843 to 4555 code for a protein of 570 amino acids. Gene Ontology annotation, molecular function: G protein-coupled receptor activity. Gene Ontology annotation, biological process: G protein-coupled receptor signaling pathway. NCBI's taxonomy places the organism in Eukaryota, Metazoa, Arthropoda, Insecta, Hymenoptera, Vespidae. The record is from RefSeq and is a predicted model, not a curated record. The transcript has 5 exons. Gene Ontology annotation, cellular component: membrane.
AGUGAUAGUUUCUUUCGAAUACUGAUAUCUUAUACCAUAUUAUGCUAUUCUAUUCGAUAGCAACUUUCGAUGUUCUGGCUCAAUUGUGUAGAAUAAAUUGCCAGAAAUAACCCGAAAGUUCAUCAACUUGUGGAAAAUGAUCAUUCUUGGAACGAUUAUGCCGAUCAUCAUAGAUCUAGCUGGAUAAAUCCUUUAUUGGGUGGUCAAAAUUUCACUUGAACCCGCAUAAGCUUGAUCUUCAAUGGUUCUGACUUUUCAUCUAAAUAAAUCCCUGAUAAAAUCUAUUUUCUUUCUGAUGGAAAUUAUGUCUGUGAAAAGAAUUAAAAGAUUUAAUUUGAAAGUAUUACAUUUACAAUAUAUACGUAUUUAAGUUGUAUGACAUAUUUUUUCACUAUUGUAUCGGAUUCUAUGUAAAAGGAUUCUAUAUAAAAGAUCAUACACACGUGAAUGAUUAAUAAACGAAACUCCAAGUCUGAAGUGUUCUUCAAACUUAGUGAAACUUGCAUUGAUCAAACAAGAAGAUAAAACUACAUCUUAAUUUUCCCACGAUCUGCAUCUGAUCCGGGAGAUUUUAGAUUAUCGUUAUAGUCUGGAAUAGACUUUAUUCGAUAACGGUGCAUCGCAAUUGCCAAAUUAUUGGUCGAUCGCGACAAUAAUUUAUUGUAAUGAUCAUAUCGUUCGAUCUUGUUUCUAUAAUAGAUUCCUUUGAACCCGCAUGACUUUAUGAUCUUUUAGCUGCAAAUGAUUAUCUUAUCGAAUGGUUAUUGUUUUAACAUUUAAAUAGAUUGAAAAUAAAUUUGACAAUAAAUAAUGAUAUCCUAGAUUGUUUCUUGCAGGAAAUGUACGUCGAAAAAAAAAUUUGUAUGUUUAGUAUUUUAUGUGUAACUCGUGAAAUAAAAAUUUUUGACGUAUUUAUAGGAAAUAAUCACGAUCUAUUUAGAUAAAAUUCAUGAGCGAUUAAUACAAGCAUGUCAAAGAGAAAAGGAAUAAUAGUGUCACUUCCGACUUCGUCAGGGGUCGCAGUCUUCCCUCUUCCGUUACGCGUGCUCGUAUACAUCUGGUUUCUCCCCUUGCAAAGUGUACCACAGUCUGGUAACGAAAUGUAAUUAUUUUUAAAAAGGAUGUAGGGACCGUAUUUUCAGUGGGUCCGAUCGGCUGUAGGCGUAUAUUUGAACAAUAAACCCUGCUCAAUCAAGUUUUAUGAAUUAAUAUUGUCGUACAAAGAAUAAAAAAAAAAAAAAAACAAAAAAAGAAAAACAAAAUGAAUGUACUUCUGUAUCUUUUAGCUAAUUCCGCACAUUUUGAUACGUGCCCACGCACGUAAAUCAUUUCUUGCGCAAUAUCGUUCUUUCAAUCACAAAGAACGUGACUCCGAGAAGGCACCUUUUCUUACAUACAUACAUAAAUCGGGGCAUAGUAAUGCUCUCUAUUAAAUUGCCAACGCCUCCGCUUCAAUCAAAACGAUGAUACAUAAGUAAAUUCACUGAUUCAAACCUUGAUUUCUCGUGCGUUUUGAAGAAGAGUUUUAAAUUCAAGAAGAAAGUCACGUCGACUUUCCUAGGAAAUUAGCAUCUUGGCGCACGCGCAGCAUCCGCUUUUCAUUCUAAAAUCUGACGGAUCCGGGCGACUUACAUUCAGUCGACUCAUGGAAUUCGCCGGAAUGAUCUCGAUCGUAUUUUAACUUUGUUCCAAAUUCGUAUCACUUGGUAGGGAAAUAAAUUCAUAGUGUAGAUGCACCUGAAAUAUUAAAUUAAAAGACACGUGUGUAACGUUUGACGUUGCCGAUACCAAUGUCAAUAUGAAAAGUGAAAAGAGAAAGAAGAAAUUUAAGACACCAUUUAUUUUAAUAAGGAUUCGAAAGCAUCAAGUAGCCAAUACCUAACAAUGUUCAUAUAGUUAUGGAAUAUUGUCGAUGAUUAAUUUUAAAAACAAGCAAAGCCAAAUACUCGAAGUGAAUCUUAUUAAAUCAAGUUUUGUUGAUCCAUAGGUUUAACUACCUUGGUGGUUAUCUUUUUAUGAUCUUGAGACAACGUUAGCAAAUUCCAGUCGGCGUGCAUAUGCAACUGAUUAGUUAUUUCUUUAAACCGCAUACUACAUCUUUUUCAAGUCAUUACUUUUCUCAGCGAUUUUCGAAUAAAAAAGAAGAAAAUAGAUGAAUCUGAAAAAUGUUUAAAUUCUCAAUUAAUGUUUAAUAAACAACUCAAUACAAUCGAUAUAAUCUCAUUCGCUUUCUCCUUUAUGAUAGAUAUUUACAUAUAUGCCUUAAGUAAAUCAUAGUCGCUUUACCAUCGUCCUAUUACUAAACAGCUUCUUCUCUAAGUGAGAUUUUAUUUGGGAGACGAUAGGAACGUUUCUCAAACGUUUAUUCUCGCUCAAAAGAGUUUAUCGUCUCGGAUGGCGAAAAUAGAUCUCUUUCUCUCUCUCUUCCUUUCCGAUGCCCCGUUGAGAGAAAAAAGAGAACGAUUCCAGCUCCUGCGAAAGAUGAAGGAAAGAGAAAGUGAGAUUUAGCGAGGGGAGCAAAGGGAUGUACGAGCAACCCAUAUGAACGUGUAUAUCUGCACGUGUACGUGAGCUAACGAUGAAAGAAAGUUCAAAUUACGGGAUGUUCACAUUAGAUGUUUUGUGAGCUUUACGUUAACACCAUUAUAAUGUGUAUAGAGAUCGGAAAAAGUAUAAGUUGUUUUUAACCAAUCCAAUGGAUCUAAGCCUUUGGAAUACUAAGAUAGAUCAGACAAAUGGAUUGCCCGUCUAUCACUUUUUUACACGAUUAUAUUCUAAACGCAAAAAUAAAAUUUUUUGCCUUGCACAUCGACGAAUAUUAUCGAUAUAAUCGAUUCUACAGAUGCUGGAAUAUUGGAUGGGAAGCAACAAAAGUGAUCUGAACAGGAGCAAUGUAACGAUCGAACAGGUCCUACAGGAUCCAGGAUCAGUGGUUCUUUUCAUUGGUUAUCCACCGUGGCUUUUGUACUUUGCCGCUGGCUGUUGUAUUCUCUUUAUGCUCAUUGGCAUUCCAGGGAAUCUUAUCACCGUGGCUGCUCUCUUUCGUACCAAGAAGUUGAAGAACGCCACUGCGAUAUUCAUAAUGAAUUUAUCAUUUUCGGAUCUGCUGUUUUGUUGUUUUAAUCUACCACUUGCCACCUCAACUUUCUGGCAUGGAUAUUGGUUGCAUGGAGCAUUGCUGUGUCGUUUAUUCCCAUUGCUGAGAUACGGCCUCGUAGCUGUCAGCCUCUUUACCGUUCUGUCGAUCGCGAUUAAUCGUUACGUCAUGAUCGGACAUCCCAGGCUCUAUCCAAAUCUUUGCGUCUAUGUCCGCAGACUUUACAAAUCGAAAUACUUGAUACCAAUGGUUUUGGCAACAUGGAUCCUCGGUUUCAGUUCUUUGAUCGUCACGUGGUUCGGUCAUUGGGGCCGUUUUGGCUUAGAUCCUGCAAUAGGUUCCUGUUCGAUUCUUCCGGAUGUGCAUGGACGAAAUCCAAAGGAGUUCCUUUUCGUAUUAGCAUUCUUGACUCCCUGCGUUGCAAUCGUAGUAUGUUACGCGAGAAUCUUUUACAUCGUCCGUAAGACAGCAUCGAAAAGUGGUAGACAAGAUAAAGUAUCUAACACGAUCGAUGUCGGCGACAGGAACCGCGAGCAACGAUCUGUCACGCCGAGAUAUCAGGAGGAAGAAUUGUCUAUGCUUGGUUCGAGUUGCGUCGCGGCAGGACUUUGCGUUUCAUUUUCUAAUCGUCAAACGAAAGAAGAACAAACUUCGCGAAUUUUUAACGGACAGACUUACGAAGAAUCAUCCUUGGGAAAUCCACCUUCGUCCGAAGAGGACUCAUCGAGAAACGAAGAAAACGAUUUGCAAGAGGAGAGUUCAAUUGGUCACGAUCCUUCUGUACAAGAUAAGGAGAGAAUAGCUUAUGAAGGCAUAGAGGACAUACCGUUCGCUGAUGAUCGCGACGCAGACAUCGGUGAUACGAACAUAUUUCUGAGCACUGAUCCCAGAAAGAUCAAGGACUUUACUGAAAAACCGACUUUGAAUGCUAAAAAAAGACUCGAAGGAAUGGCAAGCCGUGCUUCUUUUGUGGUCGAGUCAACUCUUUGGAUUCAAAGAAUCACAGAAUCCGGGACGCGAUUGGAACGUUCCGAAACGUUUGCUAGUUCAAGAUCAAGUAAUUCUGAUCGUCGUAUGAAAACAAGAGGUAAGGUAUUUCGCCGAGAGUCCAAAUUCAAGAGCCUUGGUAGAUUGCGAAAUAUGGACAAUGGGCCAAGGAUGUCAAGGAAAGAUAAAAAACUUUUGAAAAUGAUACUUGUUAUCUUUUCAUCGUUUCUAAUUUGUUAUUUACCGAUCACCGUCACGAAACUUUUUAAAGAGGCCGACGAGUGGAGGGGCCUCAAUAUCGCUGGAUAUAUUCUCAUUUAUUUGACAACGUGCAUCAAUCCAGUCGUUUACGUUGUUAUGAGUUCCGAAUACAGAAGUGCAUAUAAAAAUAUGUUACUCUGUAGGAACGAGUCUGUCUCUUCGGCGAAGAUGAAAAUUUCGCAUAGGAUUGUUAGAAAACAUUCGAUGUGAAUUUUAUGAAU